Protopolystoma xenopodis is the source of this 960-nucleotide messenger RNA. NCBI's taxonomy places the organism in Eukaryota, Metazoa, Platyhelminthes, Monogenea, Polystomatidea, Polystomatidae. The record is from the annotation of a GenBank genome assembly.
AUGAUCAACCUGUGCCAGCUGACUAAACACGUACUAAUGAGUCAGCCGGUUCUCCUGGAGCUAGAGGGCCCGCUCAAGGUUUGCGGGGACAUUCAUGGCCAGUUUCGAGAUUUGAUGCGACUGUUUGACCUAUGCGGCCAUCCAGACACGACAAAUUAUCUCUUUUUGGGUGAUUACGUGGACCGAGGCAAACAGAGCUUGGAGACCAUAAGUUUACUUUUCGCAUACAAAGUAAAGUACCCAACAACAUUCUUUCUGCUGCGGGGCAAUCAUGAGUGUCAGGCUAUCACACGGAUAUACGGUUUUUUCGAUGAGUGCAAACGAAGAUAUAACGUUAAAUUGUGGAAGUCUUUUCUUGACGUCUUCAAUUGCCUCCCCGUAGCUGCAGUUAUCGAGAAUCAGAUAUUUUGCUGUCAUGGUGGAAUAUCUCCUGAUUUUAUGAAAUCGGAUAUUUCUUCUCUUGAGGACCUAAAGACCAAAAUAAAGGCUGUACCACGACCAUCAGAUGUACCCGAAGACGGGAUUGUCUGCGACCUCCUAUGGGCAGACCCCCUGAACCCGGAACUACUAGAUAAUGAUGCUGAAGAUGUGCCACAAGUCUUUCAGGAGACUGGGUUUGCGCCGAACGAGCGUGGCGUCUCCUAUGUGUUCAGUCCAGAUGUAGUAGAUCGGUUUUUGUCGAGAUUCGGGCUUGACCUUAUGGUCCGUGCACACCAGGUCGUGGAGGAUGGCUAUGAAUUUUUCGCCAACAGAUCUUUUGUAACAAUCUUCUCGGCACCAAACUACUGCGGGGAGUUCGACAAUGCAGGAGGUAUAUUUUGCCUGAGUCGCAGUGUCAGCUUCAAGCAAGCCACAAAUGAGGAGGAAAUAGACCUGGAGGGGAGCUUUCAAAUCCUCUACCCAGAAGUGAGGAAACGUUCGACCAUCAAACGGCCAACCAUGCCGCCGUCUAAGAGAUGA